Leopardus geoffroyi (Geoffroy's cat) is the source of this 3027-nucleotide messenger RNA. It is a transcript of the gene ACP1, whose product is annotated as acid phosphatase 1. NCBI's taxonomy places the organism in Eukaryota, Metazoa, Chordata, Mammalia, Carnivora, Felidae. Gene Ontology annotation, cellular component: cytoplasm. Gene Ontology annotation, molecular function: acid phosphatase activity; non-membrane spanning protein tyrosine phosphatase activity. The record is from RefSeq and is a predicted model, not a curated record. The transcript is spliced from 6 exons. The coding region runs from base 97 to 573 and encodes 158 amino acids. Gene Ontology annotation, biological process: protein dephosphorylation.
GCGCAGGCGCGGAGGGCGGGACGCUCGAGGUGCGCCUGCGUUGCGCGGGAGAAGUCGCUACGCGCUCAGUGGGCGCCUGGGUGUGAGCGCGGGAAGAUGGCCGAGCCGGUGUCCAAGUCUGUGCUGUUCGUGUGUCUGGGUAACAUCUGCCGAUCACCCAUUGCAGAAGCAGUUUUCAGAAAGCUUGUAACUGAGCAAAAUCUUUCAGAUAACUGGAGGAUAGACAGUGCAGCGACAUCCACAUAUGAAAUAGGGAACCCUCCUGACUAUCGAGGGCAGAACUGCAUGAGGAAGCAUGGUAUUCCCAUGACUCACGUUGCCCGGCAGGUUACCAAGGAAGACUUUGCCACGUUUGAUUAUAUACUUUGUAUGGAUGAAAGCAAUCUAAGAGACUUGAAUAGAAAGAGUAAUCAAAUUAAAAACUGCAAAGCUAAAAUUGAACUCCUCGGGAGCUAUGAUCCACAGAAACAGCUUAUUAUUGAAGACCCCUAUUAUGGGAACGAGUCCGACUUUGAGACCGUCUACCAGCAGUGUGUGAGGUGCUGCAGAGCUUUCCUGGAGAAGGCCUGCUGAUGUCGCACCCGGGCCCCCGGCCCCCGGCGAGCCCCACGGGAGCCACAGUGAGGCCGCAGCUGCUUCUUCGGUUGGCCCUGUUUCUUAAAUGCUUGUAGAUGGAAUUCAGUUACCGUAUUUGGCAAAUAAAUAGAAAUGUUUCAUCCAGUUUGUGGGGUACACAAAGCGUUCCUGACGAGUUGAACUCCCACUUUGCCCCGGCUACAAAAAUCGUGGGACACGACCCCCGGAGCCCAGAGACCUCCAGCAUCCCCUUCAGGCCGUGUGGGCACACGAGCUCUGCCUCUUCCUCCCUGAGUUUGCGGACCACCGACGGGGACGAUGCCCUCCGCUGUCUCGUGACCCCUUCUCGCCAGGGGCCCCAUCCAGCCCAGCGGGCCAUCCGUGGGAGCUCACCCCAGCUCCCAGUGCACACCGUUGACGUAGAAAGUGGGAAAGAGAGUUAGGUGUCCAUCUUUAGAACAUUCAGUGCUUGCUAGUUUUUGUCUGUCUGUCUGUCUGUCUGUCCGGUUUAUUUCACAGGGAAGUCAGCCUCUUUCCAUUUGAACCAUUUUGCCUCUGGAAAUUUAAUUCCAUCCAGAAGGAAAGACACUGUGUGCUGGUUUUGCUUUUAAAUGCUAUGUGACCCAAAUGUCAAAUGUAGAUGAGCUCAGGUGGGGAAAAAAUUAUUAAAAAGUUGGGAAAAGUUCUUUUAUGUUGGAAUGCUUAAACAUGGAUACAUUAAGUAUUCUUUCUUUGUUGUUUGAUUUAUAGACAAAUACAGGUAACUUCUGUGCACUUUGAGGUAACUAAUCUAAAAUUCAUAUGGAUUUGUGGCAGAAAAGAUUGUUUUCAAAAUAAACUGGGGAGAUUAUAAAAAUACAACUAAGAUAGAAGUCUGUCUGCUUUUUUAUUGAUAAGUGAAGAAUUAGAAAACAGUGCUUUUCUUGUCCCUUUCAGAUGGUCUGUGAUGCUAUCUAUGCGUGUUUAUCUUCAGUGUUAGGAAGUAAAAUGACAAAAAUAAGUAUAUUGCUUCCACUUUUGAUAAAGUGUUUGUGAAAGAAAUAGGAGGCCCCUGCAGCCAUAAAUGUCCUUGCCUGACCCCACCACCUGUGGAGUGAGACCGUCUGCUCCUUGGAGCCCUCCUGGGUGGCAUGGCUAGAUGGGUGACAGCUUGCUCUACAGCCGGCCUCUACCCUGAUUCGUAGCUGGUGGUCCGGAGUCCUGGGAGAAACACCACUCACCGAUCGGUCUUCACCCAAAGUCUGAGUGGAUCACUGCUCAGCAGUAGAACGAGUGUAGAGGAACAGCUGCCCCAUCAGGGUGCCCUGAGGGGCCAGGGGCGGAGCGGGGGGGGGGGGGGGGGGGGCAUUUAGAUCUGGAGUCUCCUCCCACCUGGAGGAUGUGCAGGCCGCCUCUCCCACCACCCUGGCAGGACGUGUGUCCGCCUCCCUGUGGAGUCACCCGAAGAGAGUCCUACCUGAAAACUUUUCCUCAGACAAGUAGGAACCUCUCAAGGUUAAAUGUAUUGAGAAAUUGGUGAUGAUACCCUAAAAAGUAAAGAAUUGAGAUGGAAAGAUCAAGUAAUUCACCACCAUUAGAAAAUAGGAAUAAGAAAGAGCACUUCAGAGUUACACUCUGCCCUCAUCAGUCAGUAGUUGCUGAAUCAUCUCAAAGUAAUUUCAUACUCUGUGCCUUCGUGAUCAUGAAUGAAUCCCUAUAAGUUUGUUUCUUUACCGCUUGAAUACGUAUCUUAAAUAUGAACCUCAGACACAUCCCACAGCUCAUGUCUACUUUGUCCUUACGGCUGUAUCCAGGCGAGAAGUCAUGUGAACAGAGAAACUCCUGCUGAUUUCAGUUGUGUUAAAUUGGAUGCGAUCAUUUGUUCAAAAUAGAUCACCUGUAAAAAUCUAGAGCCACUUGGAAGUCUUACCUCUUAGUGUUUUCAUGAUUACCAUGUCACGCGGGAAAUGCAUUCUUAUUUAAAUAUUUAUUCAAUACUCAUCACCAUAUCAGGCUCUAUCGUAAGACGUGCCACAGUUCCAUAGUAGCAUCUCCUUAAAAAAAAGUCAAUUUAAUUGUCCCUUCCAAGAAUCCAUAGCCUUCCCACUUCAUGUAUUCAUGGCUUUUGUAUUCCAUGACAUUCUUGCCAGUGUUGCAAUCUCUUCAUAGGUCUGUAAAUCGUGAAUUCCCACCAGUGAACUCAUCAGAGGUAAAGAGUCACUUUUAAGACUUCAUUAUAAUAAACACUGUUUAUUACUGGUUUCAGCAUUUACAGUAUUUACAUAUUGCACAAUAUCUGGAUGCUAUCUUACACUUAUUGCACAAAGGACAAAUGAAAUGAGCCCGGGUGUGUUCACGGAUUUACACUCCACUGUCUCCAAAACGUGACACGUUUUUUUUGUGGGUUUUCAUGCAAUUCCAAAUAAUACUCUGGGAAUUUAAUUGUAAAAGUAAUAAAAAUAUUAAAUCAUA